AUGCAGCUCUUAGGCCAGAACAACGCCCUUCGCGACAUCAUCAACAAACACCGCCCGGACUUGGAGCCAUACGAGUCCAUAUAUCGCAAGAUACACAGCUCCCCAGAACUCUCCGGCCAAGAAAGACAGACCUCCACACUCGUCGCAAACCACCUCCAGCAUCUAGGCUAUGAAGUCCACACCGACAUCGGCGGAUACGGUGUCGCAGGCGUCCUCCAAAAUGGAAACGGCCCUACAGUCCUCCUCCGCGCAGACAUGGACGCCCUCCCGCUAGAAGAGAAGACCGGACUCCCAUAUGCAAGCAAUCGAACCGUUAAAAACAAAGCCGGCGCCAAAGUCCCCGUCAUGCAUGCUUGCGGCCAUGAUACCCACGUCACGGGGCUAAUGGGCAGCGCGGAGCUCCUUAUCGCUGCACGAGAACAUUGGUUGGGGACUUUGGUCCUGAUAUUCCAGCCAGCAGAGGAAGAAUUGUCUGGAGCCCAGGCGAUGAUCGACGACGGACUCUACGACAAGGUCCCGAAGCCGGACGUCGUCCUUGCGCAACACGUCAUGCGCAUGAAGGCCGGGACCGUUGGAAUCCGGGCUGGCCGCCUUCUGACAGCAUCAGAUGCGUUCGAUGUAAAGAUCUACGGCCGCGGAGGACACGGCUCCUCGCCGCAGACAUGCGUCGAUCCUAUUGUCAUCGGCGCGGCGAUUAUCACUCGUCUCCAGACGAUCGUUAGUCGGGAAAUUACACCAGGUGAGCUUGCUAUCGUUACCUGCGGAAGUAUCAACGCAGGGCACGCGCCGAAUAUCAUACCCGACGAAUGCGACCUCCAACUCAGCGUGCGGUCUUACGACCCCAACGUCCGCGAACGUCUCAAUACCGCCAUCAAACGCAUCAUCGAAGCAGAAUGCGACGCAUCAGGGACGCCGCAGAAGCCAAGCAUCAAGCACAUUUUCACGGCACCAGCUACAAUCAACGAUGAAGCGACAGUCCGAACACUGCUGAAGACAUUCGGGUCCUAUUUCGGGAAUAACCUUGUUGAAACUGAGCCUGCCGCUGCGAGCGAGGACUUUUCGAUCCUGGCGACGGCCGUCGGGGCGCCGUAUGUCAUGUGGAACUUUGGGGGUGUUGAUGAGCGGGUUUGGGAUAAUGCUGUGAAGGAUGGGAAACUUGAUGAGUUGCCGGGGAAUCAUUCGCCGUUCUUUGCGCCGGUUAUUCAGCCGACGAUUGGGACGGCGGUUGAUGCGAUGGCGGUUGGGGCGUUGACGUUUUUGAGGCAGAGUACUUGA
Aspergillus mulundensis is the source of this 1275-nucleotide messenger RNA. RefSeq names its product putative zinc metallopeptidase. The coding region runs from base 1 to 1275 and encodes 424 amino acids. The record is from RefSeq and is a predicted model, not a curated record. The transcript is spliced from 2 exons. Gene Ontology annotation, molecular function: hydrolase activity. Lineage: Eukaryota; Fungi; Ascomycota; Eurotiomycetes; Eurotiales; Aspergillaceae.